Phasianus colchicus (ring-necked pheasant) is the source of this 3435-nucleotide messenger RNA. RefSeq names its product protein phosphatase 1 regulatory subunit 3G (gene PPP1R3G). Gene Ontology annotation, cellular component: protein phosphatase type 1 complex. Gene Ontology annotation, molecular function: glycogen binding; protein phosphatase 1 binding. The record is from RefSeq and is a predicted model, not a curated record. Gene Ontology annotation, biological process: regulation of glycogen biosynthetic process. NCBI's taxonomy places the organism in Eukaryota, Metazoa, Chordata, Aves, Galliformes, Phasianidae.
AUGGCGAGCCCCGCGCGCCCGCAGCCGGAGCCGGCGGCCCCCGGGGCGUGGGGCGGCGGCGCGGCGGGGGAAAGGCUGCUGCUGCUGGAGCUGCGCUGCGCCCGGUCGCCGUCCUCCGGCUCGGAGGAGGAGGAGGAGGAGGAGGCGGGGGAGGAGGCGGCGGCCGCGGGGGAGGACUGUUGCCCCAAGUGCAAGAAGCGGGUGCAGUUCGCGGACUCGCUGGGGCUGAGCCUGGCCAGCGUGAAGCACUUCAGCGACGCCGAGGAGCCGCGGGUGCCGCCCGCGGCGCUGCGCCGCCCGCACAGCCCGCCCGCCGAGCCGCGCGACCCGCCGGAGCCCGGCGCUGCGCCGGGGCCGCCCCGCCAGCCGCCCUCCCUGCGCCUGGAGCCCGACUUCCCCGACGGCGGCGAGCCGAGCGCCGAGCGGCUGCGGCGGCAGCGCGUCUGCCUGGAGCGGCUGGGGCGGCCCGCGUUGCCCUCCGACGUGCGGGGCACGGUGCGGGCGCUGCGCGGCUCCGGGCGCGGCGAGGUGACGGUGCGCUACACCUUCAACGAGUGGCUCUCCUUCAUGGACGUCCCCGCCUCGCCGCUGCCCCCCGCCCCCGCGGACGGCUCCGAGCCGCCGGCCGAGCGCUUCUCGUUCGCCCUGUGCGUGCCGCCCAGCCUGCGGGAGGGCUCGGCCCUUCACUUCGCCAUCCGCUACCGCGGCGCGCACGGCGAGCACUGGGACAACAACGACGGCCGCAACUACACGCUGCGCUGCCGCCGCGACCCCGAGGGCUGCCCGGAGGCGGCCGCCGCGCCCCGCGACUGAGCGACAGCCGUGCGGCCGUCGGGGGGCUGAAGUAGGAACGGGGCGCUGCGGGACGGUUCCGCGUCGAGAGAACGAGGAGGCUGAGCGGGACCUCCGUGCCGCUCCCCGCCCUGCCCGAGGCCCGGAAGGACGUCCGCGGAUGGGGCCCUGCCGAGCACGGGCUGCCUUCGCCGGGGCGGAGGAGCAGUUAAAAAUAGUGGCCGAUAGCGAGUUAUCGGGAGAGCUUCGAUAACAGCACCCCGCAGUCACGUGCUGUGCGCUGGAAGAUGGUGUCUGUCUCGCAGGCAGUUCGGUGCGGCUGUGCUGGGGAGGGCGAUGACAUGGACGGCCUUGUGACAGCACAGUGACAGUGUGGUAGGGAGGGGAUCUCGCUAAGCAAAUGCUUCGCUUCAGCUCUCCUUAUGUUACGUUUUGCACCACGCUUUCAAGUGCUUUUAAUUUAUUCAGCUCAUUUUGCAACAUCUUUUCCAGUAUUCGUGCUUUGUUGGGUUUGGGCACUUAACCUACAGCCUUUCACUCUUGCAUUGCAUUGCACUGCACGCCUUGAGGUUGGCACUGCUGUGUCCCAAGUCCUGACAUUUGGCAAAAAAGUACCAUUUCAAAUGGCUUUGUUAGAAUAAAACACUUUCGGAAAGCUCACCGACACAAACCCUUUUUUUCUGCAUCUUCUGAACAGCAGAACGUGUGUGUUAAUCCUGCCCUGUGCCCUGUCGAGGCAGCUCAUGCAGAGCUGCGGUGUAAGGAGGCUCUUCUGUCACAGGGUUCUGUGGAAGAUGUGAUGGCUGCUCUGCAGCUUGACUUGUAUUAUUUUAGUAUUAUUAUUAUUAUUUUUUUUUCCUGAUGAAAAAACAGAUGAGGUGUUACCUGGGUGCAGAAAAUGCUGUGGCAUAUAUAUCCCAUACCUGAAAUGAGUCUUCGGCUAAGCUGCCUUUUCUGCAAGCUGGUGCAAAGCUGUUGUGCACUGCUAGGUUACAGGACAUGGAGUAACGCAGUGUGCAUUAGCCGCUGGUAGUUGUACCAGUGAAAUAACAUGCUCUUAAGCUGAUAUGUGAUGCCAAUCGAGAUAGGUGGAUUGUUCUUUUAAGUACAGUGUAACAGCUCAGACUCGUGCAGUGCAUUCCUUAUUCUGUGUUUUGUUCAUGAAAUGCUUUAGAGAAGAAGUUUCACCAAUGAAGGGCUGGCCACAUAGAAGAAUUGUAGCUGCAGGCUGCAGUUAUGUGUAGAGGGUGAGAAACAUUUUCUGCUAUUCUGUAAGCUAUGGAUAAUGGAUGUGAAACAUCCAGAAAGUGUAACAUUUACGUGUAGUCUGAAAUCCAAAAUGCAGGGGUAAAAAUAUCCUGGAAAUGAUGAUUAAAGCAGAACAUUUUUAUGUUUGGCAACAAGUAAAAUGCUUUAAUUUCUUACGCAAUUCACUCCUUGUGAAAGAGGAAACUUCUCACAGACAGGACUCAAACAUAACCACUUUUUAAUAUGCAGAAUGAUUUUUCCCCCUGUAUUUUAGUGCUGCAGGCUGUGGAGACACAAGGCCACACUGUUACAUGGGUACAUAAGACAUGUAUGUACCAAAUGCUGGCAUCCGAGAACCAAAAUGGCACAGGGUUGGUGCUCGUGGUCAUAGCUUGAGAUUCACUGCUUGUACCUUCAUUAUCAAAGAAAUAUAUUCAAAUUGAAUUAGUUCUAAUUAUAUAAAAUGCGAAAGUCCAGUAGAGUCAGAUGUUAAGUGAAACAUGCUUCUUGUUUGGUUGCAUUACUAUUAAUGUAAGAUUCUAUAGGGAUUGGGGGCAUAAGUUUUGCAGAACGUGCUCAUAAGCACAUUCCCCACCCCAACGUCAGAAAUAAAAAAUAAUACAGAUUUGGUAGCACUCUUGGAUAAACUGCAGCUGUAAAGAUUUCCAGUUCAUGCAGAUUUCUUCUUUUCUUUUUCCCAUGGUCUAAGGGCAUAAUGGAAAAAUAGAUAUAAAAGUUUUUUUUAUAGGUGUAAAUAUAAUAAAUAGCAAAUAGUUGGACCUCUAUAUUGGGUUACUGUGAAGGAUGUCAAAGUAAGUGGGUGUUUUUUCUUUAUAACCAUGUUUAUAUUCAGAUUGAAAUCAGAAAGGACUGAAGUUGCCCCGAAGCACUACAGACUUGCAUGCAGGCUGCUUCUGUUUCAUUUGAAGCUUUCAGUCAGAGCUUGAAAGUGAGGCGUUUGCUCCCAUUGACUUCCUGGGAUCUGGAUCCAUCCCAGGUACUGCACAAAGACGGGAAAUGAUUGAGGUUUAAUUGUCUGUUGCCAGACCUGUGUUAUGUGGCACUGUGAUGAAUGUUCAUCUGCGAGAGCUGAAAACCUGCCAUCUAGGCCUGGCAGUAAUUAAAUCACCUUAAUUGUUUUUAUGAUUCUUUCUAAGAGAGGAAAAUUACUUGCCUUGCAUUAGCAUAUUUCCAAAGGCUGGUAUAAAUAUUUAUGUGGUGCACUCUUUUAGUAGAAAGCCUGUGCAUUCUUCACAGGUUUCCACAGUUCUCUUCUUCUGAAUGUAGAACAGUCGUAUGAAUGCACUGCUUACAUCACUUCCUCACACCCCUUGUGAAGCUUCAGUAGUUAAUGGGCUUAAUGGUAAAAAAAAAAAAAAAAAGGAGAGUUGUUUA